Messenger RNA from Larimichthys crocea (large yellow croaker), 4901 nucleotides. It is a transcript of the gene plppr5b, whose product is annotated as phospholipid phosphatase related 5b. The coding region runs from base 798 to 1772 and encodes 324 amino acids. Gene Ontology annotation, biological process: phospholipid dephosphorylation; signal transduction; phospholipid metabolic process. The transcript is spliced from 9 exons. The record is from RefSeq and is a predicted model, not a curated record. NCBI's taxonomy places the organism in Eukaryota, Metazoa, Chordata, Actinopteri, Sciaenidae. Gene Ontology annotation, molecular function: phosphatidate phosphatase activity. Gene Ontology annotation, cellular component: plasma membrane.
GAACUAACGAAAAGAAAAUCUACAAAAGGCAGACCACUGAUACAUACUACAUCUGUGCAUCAGAGCCAAAUUGCAACUGCAUUUCUUUGAUAAAGCGAGGAACUCAAGCUGUUACCAGAGGACCUCUGAGCCUUUACAGGUCAGCUCUUCCCAGAACAGCAGGGUAAAAUGGACUUGACCAAGGCUGAGGUGAGAUGAUGACAGGGUUGCAAAAAAUAUCCAGCAAUAGAGGCAAGGAAACAAAGCAAAGGCCAAAGAGGUGGAAGAAGGACAAGAAGCCUUUCUACAAAGCAGUUUCCCUCUCGUGUAAGAAUUAACACCAGAUGGGAGAAGAAAAAACACCCACAAGUGACUUAUGUGCCUGAUGUGGCACAGAAUAAAGACACCACUGAGCUCCAGCGGGAGAAGGACAAGAACCAGCUUCUCCAAAAGGAACUGGAGAGGGUCACCAGGGUACACAAGGAGCUCAGCAAAAGGCAGCAUUCGCUUCAGCCCACCACAAGACAGACCUGAGCCGCGCAUGCGCCUUAACAGCGGAACCCCGUGCAUGCACCAGCACUCAGGAUCCGGUAAUUAAAAUAAGGAAGAUGCGGAAAAGUGUGAGGAGAUAAGCUGGAAGCUACCGGACCCGGUGCUUCCCGGAGCAUGUGACAGCUGCAGGCGGCGGACCUUGUUCUCGUCAGGACCGUGAAACUGGCGCGUUUUGUCGCUGUUUGUUGAACCGGCUGAGACUCCGGAGAGGCUGCACAAACUCUUGGAACUGUCCAAGUUGAUGCUGAUGAGCAGAGCGGGUCAAGAUGCCUUUAAAACCACUCAGUAAAACAGAGAAGAAGCUCUUCAAAUCACUGGCAGGAGAGCUGGUGAUCAUGGCCGGGACCGUCAUGCUGGCCUACUACUUCGAGUACACCGACACCUUCACCGUGCACGAGCAGGGCUUUUUCUGCUACGACAUCACCUACACCAAACCCUACCUGGGACCGGAGGACAACAGCGCUGUUCCGCCGGUGCUGCUGUACGCCUUGGUGGCCGGGCUGCCCACGCUGCUGAUCACGAUAACGGAGACUGUGCUGUUCCUGGUCCAGUACACGUCCAAAGAGUUCGACCGGUCCGAGAAGACGGUGGCCACCGGGGACUGCUGUUACCUCAACCCGCUGGUGCGCAGGACCUUCCGCUUCCUCGGCGUCUACACCUUUGGCCUCUUCACAGUUGACAUCUUUGUCAACGCAGGCCAGGUAGUGACAGGAAACCUUGCACCCUACUUCCUGACCGUCUGUAAGCCAAACUUCACGGCACUGGGCUGCCAGCAGGCCCUGCGCUACAUCAGCCACCAGGAGGCAUGCACAGGAAACCAGGACGAUAUCCUGCGUGCCCGUAAGACUUUCCCGUCCAAGGAGGCGGCGCUCAGUGUCUACGCUGCACUCUACCUGGCUAUGUAUGUGACGUGCACGGUACAGGCAAAGGGCACUCGUCUUGCCAAGCCCGUGCUGUCUCUUGGCCUCAUGUGUCUGGCAUUCCUCACCGGUCUGAACCGUGUGGCUGAAUACCGCAACCACUGGUCAGACGUCAUCGCCGGCUUUGUCAUCGGCACUGCCAUCGCCACUUUCCUGGUGGUGUGCGUGGUCCAUAACUUCAAAGGCAAGUUACUGCUGGGCGAGGAGUCACCAGCAGAGCAGCGGCCUAACACAGCCAUGCUGAACAUGGGCCGGAUGGAGAGUCCUCUGGAGAAGUAUAUCGCUUCACAGAAUCACAUCGCCUUCGCAGAGGUCACAUGACGUGGAGUCGGCCGUGUGGCAGACUCAUUGGACAUCCACGCUCUUCACUGUCCAAUCACAUUAAUCGGAGCUCAGUGCUAAACCCAUUCUGUGUGUCUGUGUGUGUGUGUGUGGGUCUGCGGUAUGUUGUUCUAUGUUGUCUGUAUCAGGCUCCUGUUGUCAUUUGCAGCUUCUUGUAUUCAAGAAAAAAAAGUCAGUCAGUCAGUCAGUGGGACAGGUUGCUUCUGCUUUCUCCACCUAUGCACUUAUUCUAAAUCCUUGUUCGCUUCUAAAAUGAAGCUUGUUGUUAGACAAACCCCGGAGCGGACUUGUUUGCACACUGUGGGACACGAGAAGACCAAGCGAAGGGCUGGAUUGCACCAUCUCAAAUAUUUUCACAUGGUUUGGUCAUGUUUGUCUGUCCUGCAGGCAGUGUCCAAACAGAGAGAAGGAUGAAAAACCCUCUCGCUGUGUUGCUCAUGGUGUGUUGUUGCUGAGAUCACAUCACCUGGAUAUCAGAAUGUGACACUGAUUACUCGGCCCAUAUUUAUCAAACGAAUUAAUAAAAUGAAAGAAAGCUAGUUAUUUAAUUGCUGCCUUGAGCAAGAUGUAAAACAUAAGCUUCUGGUUACAAGGUGGGAAGUGGUGCACAUGAAUUUGUGAACUCCAUUGGUACUAAAGCCUGAAUUAAUUUUAUAUGCAGUUUUUCCACACACUUUUUUUGUCUUUGGUCUGUUUUUAUAGAUUGUGAUUAUCCAAAGCAACUUAGUGCAGCAAUAAGUACUGUGACAGUACUAGAGGGGGUAUAUUUAUCAUGUCCAGUUGUUGGUGGUGUUGUAGAGGAGGUCCUCUCUGAAAAGCUAGAGGUCUUCAUAAGGUGUUUAAAGGUAGAGAGGGACGCCUCUGAUCUGGUAGGAACUAGUACAUUCCAUUCCGAGAAGAGUCUGGACUGCGCUGAGCAAACAGGGCAGAGCCAGGCGUUGUUCAUUGGAGGAACGCAACUCAAUGUUUGUGAGGUAACAUAUUCCUUAAGGCUGUGCAGGCUGGCCCAUCAGGAGGGUGUUAUAGUAAUCUAGUCCUCUGUCAGGAGUUAGAUGGCAGCAGAAUUUCCUCCCUGUGUAUCAGAAUCAGAAUCAAUGGUAUUGGCCAGGUAUGAGUAACAUACAAGGAAACUUCACAUUGCUUUCACUGUAAUACACAGAUAUCAAGUUAAAUAAUGGAGCGAUGGUGCAGAGUGCAAAUAAUGCUGAAAUAAAUCUGAUUUAUGUAGCAGCUUGUUUUAUGUACAUGAGGUAGGUGGAUAUGACAAUAUAUACAGUAUAAUCAGCAUGAGUAGAUUGUGUAUGAGUGAUGAUGUUUACAUGUUUAAAGAACAAAAUCUGAAUGAACAUUUAGAGGUACAGUGGAUGUUUGAGACACAGUGUUUGUCUGUUGUUAACUGUACAUCAGAUGAUGAUUGAUACAGAUUGAUGGCCUGUGGAAAGAAAAGUUUGGUUCUUAUUUGUUUUUAUUUGGAACUAUCAUUUUAUCUCUAAUUGUUUGUAGGAAGAUGUGUGUUGUUACUGACUUACUUGCUGUUUCUGUUACUUUUUUUCUCCAGGCCACAUGUGAAAACACAUGCACAGGAUUUGUUCUCAUCAGAUGUUCUUUGUUUUGCUGCCUUUGGACAACAGUUAGUUGACAGGAGUGCAGCUCAUCUCACGUUCUUCAGGUUUCUGAGAUGUAUGUUGCCCUUCCAACAUUUUGAAAGAGCAAUUAUCGCCCAAAACUAUAAACUGAGGACUUAUUUGGGAUGUAAUUCUUGGAUCUUUGAUAAAUAUGGGCUCAAGUCAUAGUAGCAAAUUGGGAAAGCUGCAGCUGUCUUUAUGUAUCCAUGUACCAUUAAGUUCUUAUGACAUUUCUAGGAGGGUUCAGGGUGUGUGUAGAAGAGUGUAUGUGUAUACAGUAUAUAUACAUUCAGCCGCAACCAAUGAAAACACGAUACACUCUUUAUUCUAACAAAACCGUCAAGGGUUUCUUAGCCGCACCAGACAAUCACCCCCUCCUUUUUUAUCCAUCUUCCUAGAUUAGUUCAGAUAGUUAUUUGGUAACAGUAAGAGUCCAACACUGAGAAAGCACAGUCUCUGCAGCCCAUGGUCAGAAGAAUGCAACUUUUUUUUUUCAUGUAAAAGCUAAAAUAUACAAAGGCCAGUCUGACUCACAGGCCAAAACUGAGAUUUGUAUUGUCUGCAGUCAGAUAUAAUGAGUUUUCUUCAUGUUCUCCCAUCUGAUGUUUUUUGCUUUGUCAAAUCAGGUUACAUAUUUCCUCCUUUUUUCUUAGAUAAAGUAUUUAUUAAUGAUCUGUGUCUUCAGUACCAAAGAGACAUGGAGACACACUGGGCUGCCUUCACACUGGGCGAGAGCAGUCUCUGUAGUUCAUCUCACAAUCAGGACAGGAACAUCUUUGAUCAUCAGCUAGCAGUUUUAUUGUACUUUUUUUGGUUUCUAAAAUUUCUGUCAUGCAACUCAGUGUGACUCAUUGGUUGGCUUUGUAGUUCAGUUUAUACAUCGAUAAUGGUCCCUCAUAAUGAAGAUAAUGCAGCUUCUUUUAACAUAUAAAUGUUUUGUAUAAAUAAAAAGUCAGUCAUAUUCCUAUUAUACUACUUGUCUAUUAGAAGGCCUGAAUCUAUUAAUCCAGAGAGACUUUUUCAACUUCACACACACUGUUCGGCUUGAAAUGGAACGUUCCAGCAUUUUCGGAAAUCUUGUUAAGUUUGUUCCUUCCCCAGAUUGAAGUUUUAUCUCUGUGUGUGCAGUCCUGAAAUUGGUUUAGGAUGUAUUAAGCCUAUCUUAUUACAAAGACUGGAUGCAGUGGGACUGAAGCUCAGUGUGGCGGCUCUGGCCAUCACCAUCUUUGGCAGUCCUCUGACUCCUGACUAAUCCAAAAAUGGGUAGAGAGGUGGACCGUGGGUGUAGCUGAGACAGGCUAAAUGAAGCCUGGUUGCUCAAAGAAGCCGCCUGUGACGUCACCCACCUGUCAAUCAAAGUGUCCACACUCUCAAUUCUGCAUAAUUUAAAGCCUUAAUAUCAUCUGAACAGGUGAGUUGUAUAUAAAUCCACCCUCGGUACAGUUGUCAUGAACGGGGAAAUUAGCUACAGAGACCAAAACUG